This is a messenger RNA of Andrographis paniculata, 1641 nucleotides long. RefSeq names its product low-temperature-induced cysteine proteinase-like. Gene Ontology annotation, molecular function: cysteine-type endopeptidase activity. The coding region runs from base 15 to 1475 and encodes 486 amino acids. The transcript is spliced from 4 exons. NCBI's taxonomy places the organism in Eukaryota, Viridiplantae, Streptophyta, Magnoliopsida, Lamiales, Acanthaceae. Gene Ontology annotation, cellular component: lysosome. The record is from RefSeq and is a predicted model, not a curated record.
GCAGCAGCUCAAAUAUGGCUACAACAAUUACGUCAUAUUUCCUCUUCCUCGUCCUUCUCCUCUAUCCGUUCACCUUAAGGGCGCUCCCGUCGGACAUAUCCAUCGGGUCCGACUGCGACAACGCUGUAAUAACUUUGGCCAUGUUCGAGGCGUGGAUGGCCGAGCACGGCAAAGUGUACAAUUCCGCGGAGGAGAAGGACAAGAGCUUCCGGAUUUUUAAAGAUAAUUUAUGCUACAUUGAAGAGCGCAAUGCGAUCCUCGCAUUGGGCUACAGGCUCGGGGUUAAUAGUUUUGCGGAUUUGACAUAUGAUGAGUACCGGAAAAUUUAUUUAGGCGGAGAUAGUAAUCGGAGAUUGGAUGAUCGGAGGGUCUUGAAUAAUAAGGUUCCGGAUGUCGGCCACGGCGAGCUGCCGGAAUCUGUCGACUGGAGACGGACAGGCGCCGUCGCGCCGGUCAAGAAUCAAGGAGCAUGUGGGAGUGGUUGGGCCUUUUCGGCAAUAUCUUCUACGGAAAGUGCGAACCAGAUCCUCACGGGGAACAUGGUUCGACUUUCCGAGCAACAGUUGCUAGACUGCGACGUCGCCGGCUUAAAUCACGGCUGCGAAGGGGGCCGAGCCAGCCAAGCCUUCGACUUUAUCGUUCAAAAUGGGGGUGUCGUUGCCGAGGAAGAUUAUGGAUAUCUAGCCACAAGGGGACAAUGUCGACUAACCACGAAACCCGACGCCCUCCGUGUAGUAAGUUUGGACUCGUACCAUGAUGUCCCGGCAUUUAAUGAGUCGGAACUGGCCCGAGCAGUCGCCCGUCAGCCGGUGAGCGUAGUAGUCUCAUUUGGCUCAAGGGACUUCCAAUUUUAUAAAUCGGGCAUAUUCAACGGGGAUUGCGGCGAGGAUCUAGGACACGAUGUUAAUGCCGUCGGGUAUGGUAGCGAAGACAACUCCGACUAUUGGAUUGUCCGAAACUCGUUUGGAUUGGAUUGGGGUGAGGAUGGCUACAUUAGGCUCAAGCGCAAUGUCGAAAAGUCAGAAGGCCAAUGUGGGAUCGCGAAAACGGCAUUUUACCCAAAUGUUAAUUUAUUAGCGCCAUUUUCUUCACCAUCGCCAUUGCCAUCGCCAUCACUGUCGCCAGAACCAUUGCCGGUCCCUCCGCCAUCUUCACCACCACCACCGCCACCGCCGCCUAUUUUGCCGCCGCCACCACCACGACCAUCCGGUUGCAAUUGCCCCGCCGGAACCACGUGCUGUUGUGGCUACAAAGUUAUCGGAUUUUGCAUGAGCUGGAAUUGCUGCCCGUCGGAAGGCGCCGUAUGCUGCGCCGAUCGCGUCACUUGCUGCCCACCGGAUUUUCCGGUGUGCAAUGUCCGCGAUCACACUUGCUCCAUCAGCCACAAGAGUCGGCUCGGUGUGAAGCCGAUGAAACGCAUCCCGGCCGGAAUAUUCGCCGCCCAAGAAGAGGGUGAAGUUUUAGCGGUAGCUUGAAGCCAUCCCUAGUUUGCUACACUUGCCAUUUCCUUUCUAUCGAAUAAAAAUGUUGUAGUGAUUAUGUAAUAAAGUCGAAGCUAUGAAUCAUCUUUGUUUGGAUGUUUAUCUUUCGUUGAAGUUUCUUAUAAUUGAAUGAAACGAAGGCUUCGUUAUUUGGAAGGUC